Messenger RNA from Cannabis sativa, 1840 nucleotides. Its product is annotated as cytochrome P450 93A3. The record is from RefSeq and is a predicted model, not a curated record. Bases 85 to 1623 code for a protein of 512 amino acids. NCBI's taxonomy places the organism in Eukaryota, Viridiplantae, Streptophyta, Magnoliopsida, Rosales, Cannabaceae. The transcript has 2 exons. Gene Ontology annotation, molecular function: monooxygenase activity; iron ion binding; heme binding.
AUAUAUAAUUUCAACUUAUUACUGUUUAUUUAUUUAGUUCAUAUUUUGAACAAAACAAAAGUUCUCUGUUUUUUUUUUUUGGCCAUGGAUGAUUACCAAAACUACAUCAUUCUCUUCAUUGUUUGGCUAGUGUCCACAAUUGUGGUCCGAGCCAUAUUCUCAUCCAAGAGUAGUACUAACAAUAAGGGUCGACUCCCACCAAGCCCAUAUGGUCUCCCAAUCAUAGGACACCUUCACCACCUUGGUCCCUUACCACACCAAUCUCUCCACAAACUCUCAAACCAAUAUGGACCCUUAAUGCAUCUUUACCUUGGCUCUGUCCCAACUGUGGUUGCUUCUUCACCAGAAGUAGCCAAAGAGUUUUUCAAAACUCAUGAAUCCGCCUUCUCAAGUCGCCCUCUCCCGAGCAUCCUAAACACCCUUUCUUACCCUUCCCCUGACUUGACCUUUGCCCCAUACGGUCCUUACUGGAAAUUCUUGAAGAAAGUGUGCAUGUCUCAACUUCUUGGUGGCAAAACACUCAAUCUUCUUCUUCCAGUUAGGACUGAUGAGAGAAAGAGAUUCUUAACUUCAAUUCUUAACAAAGCUGAGUCAAAUGAAUGUGUUGAUGUUGGGAAAGAGCUGAAAAGGCUUACCAAUAACAUCAUAUCGAGAAUGAUUAUGAGCAAAAGAUGUGCUCAUAAUGAAAAUGAAGCUGAUGAGAUCACUGAUGUGGUUAAUGGGUCAGCUGAGGUUGCUGGAGCUUUUAAUGUUUCUGAUUUUAUUUGGUUUUGUAAGAAUUUAGAUUUGCAGGGACUAAAGAAAAAGAGUAAAGCAAUUCAUGAUAAGUUUGAUAAAAUGGUUGAGAGUAUUAUAAAAGAUCAUCGAGCAAAUAAUGUUGAGAAGGAAGAUAAUUUUGUUCCAAGAGAUUUUCUUGAUAUUUUACUUCAAAUAUCUGAUGAUGAAGGCUCAGAUGUCAAACUUACCCAAGAAAACAUCAAGUCAUUCUUCCUGGAUGUAUUUGUAGCUGGAACAAACACAUCAUCAAUUACUUUGGAAUGGGCUCUAGCUGAGCUUAUAAAUCACCCAAAUAUAAUGAAGAAAGCAAUGGAUGAAGUUGAUUCUGUAGUUGGAAAAACAAGACUAGUAGAAGAAUCAGAUGUGGUCAACUUUCCUUACAUUCAAGCUAUAGUGAAAGAGACACUGAGACUUCACCCACCUGGCCCAAUAUUAAGCAGAGUAGCCUCUGAAACAUGUGCUAUUAAUGGCUAUGAGAUUAAGGAGAAUACAAGAUUGUUGAUCAAUGUUUGGGCCAUCAGCAGAGACCCAAAUCACUGGGAAAGCCCACUUGAGUUUAAGCCAGAGAGAUUCUAUAAUGAACAAGGAAGUGAAAAUUUCAAGCAAGUUGAUGUUAGAGGACAACAUUUCCAACUUUUGCCAUUUGGGAGUGGAAGAAGAGUGUGCCCUGGUACCACUCUUGGGUUACAAAUUGUUCAUACAACUCUUGCUUCAAUGCUCCAAUGCUUUGAGUGGAAAGCUACUAAUGGAGUUGUUGACAUGGAUGAGGGACCUGGCUUAACUCUUCCUAGGGCUCAUUCUCUAGUCUCUACUCCCAAGGCCAGGCUUAGUCCAUUACCCCUAUGAUUUUUGUUUUCAUCCUUGUUAUGAAUCUUUUAUUAUAUUAUUGUCUUUAGAUUAUUUAUUUUUGUUUUUAUGUGAUUUGUUGUUUAGAAAAGGAUUGAAUGGUAAAAUUAUUGUGUUACAUUGUAAGAAAUUGAUUGAGAGACUUCAAUCAAGUCAAAUUCUUUAUAAUAAUUGAAUGAGCUAGUAUGUUUAAUAAAGAUUCUCGUUUUAUUUCUUA